AUGGGAAUGUUGUAUUACAGCAUGGCUGCCUUAAAUGGCAACCUUGCCGAGCAACUGCAGAAUCAACUCUCCUACACAAGUCUGCAGAAUGGUGUCGAUUUGAAGCCGUUCGCCCCGUCACCAUCAUAUAAACGGAUGGCACAACGGCGAAAAGUACCCGAAGGUGAAUUAUGCGCCGUGUGUUCCGAUCUCGCAACUGGUUAUCAUUACGGUGUAGCGAGUUGUAAUGGAUGCAAGACGUUCUUCCGAAGGACGAUAGUUAGCGAGCAAACGUUCAUCUGCCAGUACAAUGGAAACUGUGACGUCAAUAAAAAUAUACGAUGUGCAUGCCGACAUUGCCGUUUCAACAAAUGCCUGGCCGUGGGCAUGGACGCGAAAGCUAUUCAAAACGAUCGAGAUCGCAUCGGUCCGACAAAGAAGGCAAAAUUGAGUAGUGGGUCAGAUGAGGAUCAAGCGGUCACCCCCCACCGGAUGCAAGACCAGGAGAUCGUGGAGCACCUAACACAAGUGGAAGGACUAUGCCAAGAAUUACGACGUUGUGUGAUGCGUGAUGUGUCCACGGUUCAGCAAGCUUUAUCUUCCCCGUGCCUUCUGUUCGAGACACCCGAACUUACGAUAGAUCCCAGUACGGUAUUCAAAGAAUUGUAUCCGGCUUCGAUGAACGAUAUACGUAUGUGGAACAUUCGAGAAAUGAGGAUAUGCAUUGAAUGGGGCAAGACGUUCGACGCCUACCAACGACUUUCACAUUACGAUCAAUUUGCAUUGGUCCGCAAUUUUGCGUUCGCAUUCAAUCUUCUCAAUCGAGUAUUCUAUUCACCUGAUCAUGGCCCCGAUAAAAUUGUGUUUCAAAACGGCGCCUUCAUUAUGCGGCAACCACAACAACAGGUACAAUUAUCCGGUUGUCGCCCGAUUUACACACGGCAGAUGGACGAGAUAAUGUUGCCAUUUCGGCGGCUUCAACUAUCGGUAUCCGAGUUCGCCACAUUCAAGGCGGCAUUGUUUUUCAAUCCCGACGCGCUCGAUUUAUCGAGUCAAGCUAAACCGCACGUGUAUGAGGAGAGAAAUAGGUAUCUCAGUGCAUUAUUCACAUGUAUCACAAAUAAGCUCGGCAUGGCGGCCGGUGUACAGAAAUAUGGCAGCCUUCUGAUGAUGACAGCUAGUAUACAGAAUAUCCUGGCUCAGAAUGAGGAGAACAUGCAAGUGAUGGAAUUGUUCAAAAAUUGGGAGGUGGAUCCGUUUGUGAAGGAACUCUGCAUGAAACGGGCGUGA
Messenger RNA from Ostertagia ostertagi, 1269 nucleotides. The record is from the annotation of a GenBank genome assembly. NCBI's taxonomy places the organism in Eukaryota, Metazoa, Nematoda, Chromadorea, Rhabditida, Trichostrongylidae.